CAAUGACUCGGAUGAUCGUUAUGUAUAUUUAUUUCAGUAAGGACGCCCCUGAUCGUCCCUGGCGCCGAGCCAAUGACUAGGAUGAUCGUUAUAUGUAUAUUUAUUUCAGUGAUAACACCCUUGAUCGUCCCUAGCACUGAGACAAUGACUAGGAUGAUCGUUAUGCAUAUUUAUUUCAGUACGAACGCCCUUGAUCGUCCCUGGCACCGAGCCAAUGACACGGAUGCUCGUAACGAGAAGGCGAGAAAGGCUUAUGAAGCCUUGAUGACCAUCACUAUCCGGAAACCCACGAGUCCCGAGUUCACACAGUUCUCGGAGGAGGUGAAACGAACAGCCAGUGAAUUAUACCCGAACGUUUCCUACGGCGAUGGACAGGUAAACAGUUUCGUGGGAGCGUUUUAUGACGCUGUUAUUCUGUACGGCCUAGCUCUGAACGAAACUUUGGCGGCUAACGGGAAUGUGUCUGAUGGUUCAGCUAUUACACAGCGGAUGUGGAACAGGACAUUUGAAGGAAUCACCGGGAUGGUCUAUAUCGAUGAAAAUGGAGACAGAGAUUCUGAUUUUUCUCUCCUUGAUAUGGAUCCACAAACAGGUAAAUUUGAGGUUGUUGCCAAUUACUAUGGCGUACAACAAUACUACGAGCCUGUGCCGGGCAAGUCUAUUCAUUGGGCGGGAGGCAGGGUGAACCCUCCUCCAGACACUCCAGAAUGUGGCUUUGACGGAUCUAGGUGUCGAGAUAAAGAGUAUUUUCCUACUUAUGCCAUUGUCCUUCUAGUGCUAGGAUCCGCCAUGUUGGUUGUUCUAGUAACGUUGUUGUCUGUAUACAGAGCGAGAUUUCGAGAUGUUCUACAGAGAUGGUGCACAGGACGUAGUCGGGAUCAUAUGACCUUCCGGCUGCGGUAGGUCCCACACAUCUGGGGUUACGGUUGUGCUAGACUCAAACUUCUGGGGUUACGGUUUUGCUAGUCCUAUACAUCUGGGGUUACGGUUGUGCUGAACGUCCUCACCUGGUGUGUACACGAAGGUAUAGGACAUAAUUACCGAGAAUUGGUCGACGUCGCCAUUUCAUGUUACACCAGUCAGACAAAAAGAAACGUCGCCCUUACCAGUGUGAAUUAUUAUCUUUAAAACACCCAAAUAAAAUUUAAUGCGCUAC
Messenger RNA from Gigantopelta aegis, 1156 nucleotides. Its product is annotated as atrial natriuretic peptide receptor 1-like. The coding region runs from base 73 to 903 and encodes 276 amino acids. Gene Ontology annotation, molecular function: peptide hormone binding; natriuretic peptide receptor activity. The record is from RefSeq and is a predicted model, not a curated record. Gene Ontology annotation, cellular component: membrane. Gene Ontology annotation, biological process: regulation of blood pressure; vasodilation. Lineage: Eukaryota; Metazoa; Mollusca; Gastropoda; Neomphalida; Peltospiridae. The transcript is spliced from 6 exons.